Messenger RNA from Dioscorea cayenensis subsp. rotundata (Guinea yam), 2491 nucleotides. RefSeq lists its product as uncharacterized. NCBI's taxonomy places the organism in Eukaryota, Viridiplantae, Streptophyta, Magnoliopsida, Dioscoreales, Dioscoreaceae. The record is from RefSeq and is a predicted model, not a curated record. The transcript is spliced from 9 exons. Bases 170 to 2227 code for a protein of 685 amino acids.
UCGUCGAGACGUAGACGUUCACCUUCUCCACCGCCUCUUCUUCUUCUUCUUCUUCUUCUUCUCACGGGCUCUCUUCACUCCUUCCUCUCUCUCUCUCUCUCUCUCUCUCUCUCUCCAUCUCCCUCUCCAUCUUCGAUCGCAUCGCGAGGGGUUGGGAAUUUCUGAAAGCAUGGGUUUUGAGGAUGUGUUAGCUGCUUUGGUGGAGAUUUGUCCGCAGGUUGAUUAUUGUAUGCUACAAGCUGUUGCGUCGCAGCAUUCAGAGGAUGUCAAUGCGGCGUUGGAUUUUAUUCUUCAUGAUGUUUUACCUUCAUCCACUGCAAGUUGGACACCUUGUUCGAGCAAUUCGUCUGACUGGGGUCAUCAAGGUGUUGAAGAAGCACAUGCCCAUUGGCCUUCAGAAUCAGGACUGCUUUCAUCUGGCAUUGCGUGCAAUUCUGAUUUCCAAGUCAAUGAUCGCAUGACCUGCAUGGACAAACCAGUAGGCAGAGACACAGAAUAUGAAACUAAGACAAAUGGAAUGGGUUAUCCAACAAAUUCUACAGAAGCUAAUUCAAAUAUGCAUCUAAAAGAAAGAUUUGUUGAGUUUGGAGUAUGCCUUCCCUCAGAUCAUACAAAUGAUUUCAAGGUCAAUUCCACGAAUGAAACACUGUCUGGGUCUGAUCUCCAAGAAGUGUCAGCAUGUUCUGCUGGUCCUACCAGCAUCCAUGAUAACAGCGCAAUGCAAGAUAAAUAUACUGGCACUGCUACUUCUAACGGUGCACAAGAUCCAUUUGCAUCUAUUUUAAACAAAUCUAUUGAGCACCUCAAAGAAUUUCCAUCACAACGCGAAAUAGAGAAUGAUGAUAAUUUGUCAAGUCAGGGUGAUAUUGGUUCUUUUGAUGUUAAUGGUCAAUCUUCUACUAUUGCUUCUGGAAUUGAUCUGUUUGAGGGCAUCAAAUAUCUUGAAGAUCUUACUAUUGACGCAAAAAAUAGCAAGGUAAUCUUGACAUCUGCAAUGGAAUCAACAAUCAAUAUGGAGAAGGAGGUAGAACUGCAUGAGGAGAGGGCCAAACAAGCUAAAAUAGAAGCUUCUUUGGCUGGAGAAGAUACUCUUGUACAUGUGGAGGAACUUCAAUGUAGAUUGAAGCUUGAAAAAGAAAGAAAUGACAUGCAUGCUGAAGAAGUUCACGGUGAAAGAUCUAUGUUAGCAGCUGAAGCACAGGGGCUUCAGUCAUGGCUUCUCAGCGUGUCAAAUGAAAGAGAUAAAUCUCUUGGAAUAAUUGAUGAGAUACGGAACACUCUUGAAACGCGUUUAGCUUCUGCAAAGGCAGAAAUUGCUGCUGCAGAAGAGGAGGCAUUUGAAAAGAAAGUAUUGGCUCUUAAAGCUCUUGCUGAUGGAAGACUCUUUGCUGUAUCCAUAUUUGAGGAAAAAGAGAAACUGCAACAAGAAGCUGAAGAAAACUUGAAGUUGAAGGAGGCUUUAAUGAACCAUGGCCAGAUAAUCGACAUAUUACGAUUAGAAAUAGCUUCAAUCCUCAAGGAUGUUAUGACACUCAAAGAAAGGGUUGAUGGGCAUAUUCCAUUAAGUAGAUCUGCAUCUCGUGUGAGUGUUACAUCUAACCCGGUUUCACUUAGCACAGAGUUAUCUGAUUCCCAGAUAGCUCCCAGUGAAGGGACUUCAAGAAAUCCUCAUUCAGAUGGUGUAUCAGUAUCCUCUUCCCAGCUUGGUGACAUGUCGUUUUCAACACUCUCCGCUACUUCAAGUACUACAUCUGAUGCAGUUUCCCCUGACACAGAGUUACCUGACUGCCAGAUAGUUAAUGAGGAAGUGACCCUGAAAAGUUCUCGGUUGUUAAGCAAGAUUAACAUUAAUGAAGUGCCUUCUGACGAUGAAGAGUCUCUGAAAAGUCUUCGCUUAGAGAGUAACAUUAUUAACAUUAAUGAAGUGCCUUUUGAUGAUGAAGAGACUCUGAAAACUCCUCACUCGCAGAGUAAGACUAUUAACAUUAAUGAAGUGCCUUCUGACGAUGAAGAGACCCCGAAAAGUCCUGACUCGGAGAGUAAGAUUAUUAACAUUAAUGCAGUGCCUUUUGACGAGGAAGAGACCCCGAAAAGUCCUCACUCAGAAAGUAGGAUUAACAUCAAUGAAGUGCCUUCUGACGAUGACAACAACAUAGUCGACAUGGAUGAUUGGGAAUUCCUUGGGGAAUUCUAUGUGAAGCCUACUGCACCCGAAAUGGCGGCAUAAAAUCAGCACUUAGGAAUUAAUAAGAAUGACAAUAAGUAUCUUCUGUUUAUAUUUUUUUUAAAGCAGCCAUUGUGGAUAUAAUAACUGUUUGGUUCUUCGUUAUAUCAGGCAGAUUGGUUGUUAGUUUCUAUGUGAAAAGUUGAUGUUUUGAUUUUGGCAAUAGUUUUGGCUGUAAAUAAUUUGAUGACACUUUGCUGCUUCUGAUGCUCAUACAUUAUAUGUGUGCAUUUAUGCUUCCGUGCUAGAAGCUUAAUGAUUGCUUAA